GAUUUCAGUUUUACGUCAGUUCAAUUCUGAGAGGUGUGUUGUGUAGACGGCUCGGUGCUCUUUACAGCACAGUUAAUUCUUGACAUAAAACUAGCUACUCAUUGUCUUCUUUAAUUAAUUCAAGUAAAAUAUGAAAGCCGAUUGCAUCGACGCUUCUCGGUGGAAUUUUAACAGCGUUUUUAGCAUGAAAACUGAAAACGUUUUAAAAGAUAUUGUUAUUCAAUACCUCGACUACUUCUACCCCAACUGCGCCAACAAUGCCAAUGCAGCCAUCGACAAUAAGAUCGAAAAGGCAAUGGACUUGGUGAAGAGUCACCUGAUGUAUACGGUACGUGAAGAGGUGGACGUUCUUAAAGAAAAAAUAGUAGAACUGAUGGAUCGCAUUAACCAAUUAGAAAUAGAAAAUAAUUAUUUGAAGGCUAAUGUAUCUCCUGAAGUUUUAACGGCAUUGAACAACGGCGCUGCACGAGUCCUGGCCGAGAAGGAAGCAGACAAAUCCAAAGAAGAGGAAAAUGAUGGGCAAACACGUGAACAGUAAAUUGAAGUGGUUUACUCUCAACAAAAAAAGGUUAACAAAACAAAUAUUGGUUAUUGUUUUGUUUGUUUAAAGGGUUUUUUUUCAUUAUUGUUUUUUUUUGUAAUGGGAACUAAUUAAUGUCAUUAUCAACUGUCUUAAAAUGAACAUGACAGAUCCUGUAGGUAUAUGUGUAAUAUCUAAAUUUGAAACCUCUUGUAGCGGGUUGGUUUUAAAAAUUUCUGUAUAUCCAAAGGUUAAUGGAAGCAUAGUGAUGCAUUUUUCAAUAAAAAUACGUAUUUAAUGAUUAAAAUAACAUUCUUGAACGGUUUCCAUUAAUCUUAAAAAACAGUAUGAAUAAUUACUAUUCAUGUUUAGUUGUCGUGAUCAAUGUCAAUGGCCGUUCAUUCGUUACCAAGUUAUAAUUUUUCAUAAUUACAGAAAAAUUAAUCGUAAAUAAAAAAAAAAUGUGUGAAUGUUAUCGUGUAACCGCUGACCAUAUCAAAGCAUAGGAAGUAAGACUAAAACUAGAAAGUUAUGACUGCAAGGUGCUACCAAAUGUGAUGAUGUAAACGAUUAGAGUAAAAUUUAGGUUAGUGUUUGACUUCCUGAACUGCUCUGGUAUGGUAUCAAAUAAAAAUUCUGCUGGUAAAAAAUACCAUUACAUUUUUCUUUUUCGUUAUUAGAUCUUAAAGACUGUAGGUUGGUACAAACGAUCGGCAUUAUUUCUCCAAAACAGGUAGCUGAGAGAAAAGUUUGGCCUUUCACUGGUAGUAUAUCAAGUUAUGACAAAAUAUCGCCAUCUACUGAUAUUUACUACUAACUGCAGUGUCAGCAUAAUAAGAACUUGCUGCUCAGUCACUUAUAAAAUUUCCUUUUCUUUUUUUGGCAUUCUUUAAAUAAUAGAAUGUAUAUUUAAAAUACAAAACUAAAGAUAUUAUUAAUGCGUAAAGGUCAAAAAUAUCUCGUAAAGUGGGGAGUGUGAAUCAUCAUACUCGCCUUAUUUUUUUUUUUUAAAAUGUGUAAUGCCCAUCGUUUAACAACAAAUUUUUCCAAUUAACAGGGGCAGAAGUCCUAUUUUAUUUACUUUAGUGUAGAACUAACCCACAAGGCUGUGCUAAAUACUUUAGUAGUAACAAAAUAAUAGUACGAAUAAAUUUCGUACAGUUAUUUUGAUUAAAACAUAUUUAUGCAGUUAAAGGUAAUCAUUUUGAUUAUCUGUUCACUGUUUUAAUUUCAACUUCAAUUUUUCAGAGAAGUUCAAAUAUCAGCUGUUGUUUGCAACCAAAUAAGCUUAAUGCUUUUGUAGUCUUUUAACUCUCAAUUACCCCCAUUAAAAGGCUACAUUGAUCCUAUUCAUCAACAAUAAAUUUCUUGUUCUAAUUUAUUCUUAAAGUAAAAAAAAUUAAGUUGCUAUAAAACAUUGCAACAAAACUGCAUACAUUUGUAUUUGUGAUCUAGAAAAGCAACUAUUUUAUGAAAGUAUUAAAGGGUAAUAUAUCCUUUUUCUUUUUCAUUUAAGAAGCAUAAUGUGAUUUUUGUUCGUUUUAGUUAUUAUAAUCGUUUAGUUUCUCAUAUUUACGUACAUUCCACAUUGUUCAGUUCGUUUUACUUUCCAAGUGUUUUAUCGUCAUUUUAAGACUUGGAAUUAAAAAGAAAAAGGGUGAUACAACUGUCGAAGUAAUUUCUGAUGUUUAAAUAAUAUUGGAAAUAAUAGUAAGGUAGUGGUUUCACUCUGAAAUAAUCACUGUUAAUCUAAUAAGAGCUUCAUUAUCAUUAUUUUAUGCUAAGACUUUAUCAAAUUAAUUAAGAGUUGAUAUAUAACCUUCUCUUAUCAUUAGAUUAGUACUCAUUUAUUUUUUUUUUGUAUAUUAUAGUUUUAGAGUUUAUAAUUGUUACUGUGUUUCGUGCCAUACUCCCGUAUGGUUUACAAGUUUUUUCACUUGUAAUCAGUUGUUCUUUGUUCAGAGUUUCUAAUAAAAUAUAAAAUGCAUUAUAAUUAA
Agrilus planipennis (emerald ash borer) is the source of this 2517-nucleotide messenger RNA. Its product is annotated as protein bunched, class 1/class 3/D/E isoforms. Bases 131 to 538 code for a protein of 135 amino acids. Lineage: Eukaryota; Metazoa; Arthropoda; Insecta; Coleoptera; Buprestidae. The record is from RefSeq and is a predicted model, not a curated record. The transcript is spliced from 3 exons. Gene Ontology annotation, biological process: regulation of transcription by RNA polymerase II.